Messenger RNA from Suillus paluster, 729 nucleotides. RefSeq lists its product as uncharacterized. The coding region runs from base 1 to 729 and encodes 242 amino acids. Lineage: Eukaryota; Fungi; Basidiomycota; Agaricomycetes; Boletales; Suillaceae. The transcript is spliced from 8 exons. The record is from RefSeq and is a predicted model, not a curated record.
AUGUGCGCGCUCCACUUUGGCUCCUUUCUCUGUGGCGUCCGCUUCGAUGCCGAAUGCUACCGACUCCACUUUCCUGGAGGGAUUGGCAGGAUGAAAUUAAGCAAUGAGGGUAGUACAGUGAUCCUGAAUCAUACCUGGGUGUUGGGUGAUGUUUUCAGGUUGGGUCGCUCUAACUCUGCCCUCAAAUACAACUCAUGUGCCGCAAACGUACUACUAGGCGAGAAGUGGGAAAUCUCAUGCUCCGACUUCAUGGUGAUCUUGGCGCUGGUCAGUAUUGGGUAUCCUAUAGGUCAGAUCGGCGGAUAUUCCACAGAUUCAGGCAAGAUGCGCACCUUAGCCGCAAAGAUGACCAGUUUUGCAAUGGCUAUUCAGCCCGAAAGUGGCGACCGCGUAGGCAUUUGGGGCAUGCUACAGCCUGCGAUUGUCAAGAUAGAAGAAGAACUCUCGAAGGUGCAUACCUCAGUGCAAGAGCUGAUGAAGAUUAACGGUGCUACUAGGAGUCUGGGAUCCCAAUCACGUAACUUGAUGUACCUGAGGGAGCCGAGGCGGAAGCAGGGGGAAGGCGAAGCGUCGGGUAAGCAGAAGGUGCCGGCUUUUGGUGCGUGGAAGGGGGAUGUGCUUAAGGAGGAUAGGGAGGGCGGGUAUGAGCUUGGGCAGUGGGGUUCUCGCGAGACGAAACCAACUAGGCGUCGGGAACAGGAUUCAGAACGGACAGAACUGGACGAUUAG